Molecule: messenger RNA, 1841 nt
Organism: Pseudogymnoascus verrucosus
Lineage: Eukaryota; Fungi; Ascomycota; Leotiomycetes; Thelebolales; Thelebolaceae
Gene: OLE1
Product: stearoyl-CoA 9-desaturase
Exons: 2
Coding region: 64-1488 (474 amino acids)
Biological process (GO): unsaturated fatty acid biosynthetic process
Cellular component (GO): endoplasmic reticulum membrane
Molecular function (GO): heme binding; stearoyl-CoA 9-desaturase activity; iron ion binding
Source: RefSeq, a predicted model, not a curated record
CUUUCCUUCAACCUCACCACCUGUGUCGAUACUCCAACCGACGAGGGAUAGUUCAAAACGACCAUGGCAGAACCAUCUCAGACGGCCGCUGAUCAGCAGCCUUCGAACAUGGCAGCAUCCUCCUCGACGGAGCCUGUCCGCAACUCCAAAUAUGACCCCAAGAAGCCCCAUAUCACCGAGGAGCCCAUCACUGCGGCCAAUUGGUACAAGCACAUCAACUGGCUCAAUGUUGUCAUGAUCAUUGGCAUCCCGCUGUACGGCAUGGUCAUGGCAUACUGGACUCCGCUUCAGUGGAAGACGGCUGUCUGGGCAUUUGCCUACUACUUCAUGACCGGUCUCGGCAUCACUGCUGGCUACCAUCGUCUCUGGGCCCAUAGCUCGUACUCGGCAACAACUCCCCUCAAGCUCUUCCUCGCUGCCAUGGGUGGCGGUGCCGUAGAGGGCUCCAUCAGAUGGUGGGCGAGGGACCACCGUGCUCACCACAGAUACACCGAUACCGACAAGGACCCAUAUUCCGUCCGCAAGGGCCUCCUGUACUCGCAUUUCGGCUGGAUGGUCAUGAAGCAGAACCCCAAGCGUAUCGGCCGUACCGACAUCACCGAUCUCAACGAGGACCCAAUUGUCGUGUGGCAACACCGCAACUACAUCAAGACCGUGAUCACCAUGGGCAUGAUCUUCCCCAUGCUCGUCUGCGGCCUCGGAUGGGGUGACUGGAUGGGCGGUUUCGUUUACGCUGGAAUUCUCAGAAUCUUCGUCGUCCAGCAGGCAACCUUCUGCGUCAACUCUCUUGCUCACUGGCUCGGUGACCAGCCAUUCGACGACCGCAACUCUCCGCGUGAUCACUUCAUCACUGCCAUCGUCACCCUCGGCGAAGGUUACCACAACUUCCACCACGAGUUCCCGUCCGAUUACCGCAAUGCCAUCACCUGGCACCAAUAUGAUCCCACCAAGUGGAGCAUCUGGAUGUGGAAGCAGCUCGGCCUCGCCUACGACCUCAAGCAGUUCAAGUCCAACGAGAUCGAGAAGGGCCGCGUCCAACAGCUCCAGAAGAAGCUCGACCAGAAGCGCGCCACUCUCAACUGGGGCAUCCCGCUCGAGCAGCUCCCCAUCAUCAGCUGGGACGACUACGUCAAGGAGGCCAAGGAUGGGCGUGCCCUCGUUGCUGUUGCCGGUGUCAUUCACGACGUUGGCGAUUUCAUCAAGGACCACCCUGGUGGCAAGGCUCUGAUCAACUCCGGUAUUGGAAAGGAUGCCACGGCUAUCUUCAACGGUGGCGUCUACAACCACUCCAACGCGGCACACAACCUGUUGUCGACGAUGCGUGUUGGUGUCCUCCGUGGAGGAUCUGAGGUCGAGAUCUGGAAGCAGGCUCAGCGCGAGAACAAGGAUAUCUCUUUCGUCAGCGACUCCGCUGGCAAGAAGAUCAUCCGCGCUGGCAGCCAGGUUACCCGCAUUGCGGAGCCGGUAGCAUCAGCAGAUGCCGCCUAGACGCCACACCGAUUAUAUUCGGCAUGGAUAGAUCAUGUAGCGGAGCUACAGUAACGACGACAACGGCCAGGGACGAACGAGGCGAGGAGUUACGUGGUGGCACAAACUUGAGAAACUGAUACUCAUGGUGGCCCCACAAUUUGUUUUGAGCGUUGGAAUGCGUAGAACUGGGAGGCGUUUCGGGAAAGGCUAAUUCACGAAUAUUGAAUCCUUGUACUUAGAUGUAUGACUUGGCGGCACCACUAUCCCCUUUGAAUGGGUUGUGGCGGGCUGGCUUUGGAGCAGCGAAUAGUUGACUCUCCUUUCAAAUAGAGAUAGGUUCUUAUCAAAAAAUGAUAUGAAAUUGAAAGACC